Cuscuta epithymum is the source of this 2107-nucleotide messenger RNA. The record is from the annotation of a GenBank genome assembly. Lineage: Eukaryota; Viridiplantae; Streptophyta; Magnoliopsida; Solanales; Convolvulaceae.
UGAUCUGAUCUGAAUUUUUCUGAUCUGAUCUGAUCUGAAUAAAAUAAGAAUAAGCAAUAAGUAAUAAGAAUAAGACGAAAAACACCUAAUUGUGUAAAACAGUCCAAGCUUUUUAUUUUUUUUAAAGUAAUGUAAGAAAAAGAAUCGCAGCGGCCAAGCCAAAGACGGGCAUCACCGCAUGACCGCAUCCAUCACUGCGAUUCAACCUGACGCACUCACGCACGUCUCAGCGGCUCAGCCAGCACCGCCGAAUCGCUGGACGUCUCCGACUCGCCGUCUACUCGCCGACUGCUCUCUUCCUCUCUCUUGAGUGCUUGGCUGGUGCCUUCUUCUCUAUUGGACUACAUUCUCGACACAGUCAAUUUGGCGUUUCUCCUCUCUUCAAGCUCACUGCUUCUUCUCGUUUGCGCCGGCCAAGGGUAAACAUCUGUACUGGCUACGCCCCUGCUCGAAGCCAUGGGAGAACCGGUGAAAGGGACGGUGACAUCACUCUCCUCACUAAUUCCGGUGGAUGAAGCUCAGAAAGCAUUGCAGCGUGUGCACGAAGCCGUCGCCGAGCGGCGGAAACAGAUGGAUCAGCUAAACGGCUUCGUCGCUGAAAACAGAAGCCUCAUCGAUCUUGUUCAGCGUCUUCCCGACAAACUCCACCACGACAUCAUGGUUCCGUUUGGGAAGGCUGCAUUUUUCCCUGGCCGAUUGAUUCAUACCAAUGAAUUUAUGGUACUCUUGGGAGAGGGUUAUUAUGCUGAAAGAUCAUCCAAACAGACCUCUGAAAUUUUGACCAGAAGGGGUAAGGAUUUGGAGUCCCAAGUUCAACAUCUAAAAGCUGUAAUGCAGGACCUUGAGGCUGAAGCUUCAUUUUUUGAUAAAACGGCUUCAGAGUCAGCGGAAGGUCUUGUAGAGAUCAGGGAAGACAUUGUUGAGGAAUCUUCUUAUAGAAAGCCAGCCACACCAGGGGUCUCAAACAUGGACUCUAGUAGUUUUCCUAAAGAAGAAGAUGCUACACAAAAAUUUAAAGACGAAGAAUAUGCUCAAAUAUUAGCUCGGAUUGCUGAACUUGAGAAAGAAGAGGAAGAAGCUGAAAAGGCCAAUGAAAUUAGUGAGGAUGAAUCUGGAGAAGCCAUCCAAAUGGGAAAUUCAGAGGUGUGUGGUUUGAGUAACAUGACAAAAGCAGUAACUUCUUUAAGAACAGAGUCAAAUGAAGUUAUAAUGGCAGCUUCAAGAAAUCAUGAUCUUUCGAAAGCAGAAGGUUCAAAUGGACAAGCUCAACUACCUAAAGGUGAGUACUUUCAUGAAGAAUGCUUGCCAUUUUGUCAAACAAGCUCAACUAGUGUUGCUCCAAAGCUUCCUGUACUGAAGGACAAUAUAGCUGUGUUGGAAAGCAAGCAGGCGGCAGUAAACAGAACUGAAGAACACUUUGAUGCUAGCAAGGUAUGUCCACUGACUCGCGCAAGACCUUUUCUGAUAUUAGUAUUAAUUGAUUAUUUGAUUAUAUACUCAUGGUCUGUAUAUGAGCUGAGAGUGUUAAUGUGCAGGCUUUUACUGGUUCUAUCGUGGAACAUUCGCCCAACAUUGAUAUGCAACCUAGUGUUGGUCGUGCCUCAAAGCCAGUAUCUAGAUUCAAGAUGCAGAGGAAGUGACUAUGGGAGUUUGGGCAUAUGAGUAGUUUAUUUAACCUCCCACACAGUGGAGGAGCUAGGGAGGGGCAUGAGGGGGCAAGCGCCCCCGCUUCGGGCAAUUGUUUUUAGUACUAUUAGUUAUAAUAUAUUUAAUGCCCCUCGAUUUUUUUUCAAAAUAAAUAUCAAUUAAGGAUAAUUUUAGAUUAAGUGUUGAAAUAAAAGGCAAAGUCUUUUGGUAAAUGUACGUGUCUCUAGAAAUACAAGUAUUGGUUGCAGCAUACCACAGUCACUUGAAUGCAAAUGUGGAUUGUUGUAGACAUUUAAUGACACAUGAGUUGGCUUUUCGUGGUUAUAGUGAGCAAGAAAGUGUUGAUUUUGACGAAUAUGUUGUCACAAUUCUUGUAACAAAGAUAUCAAAACAUUCUUGAGACUUUGUUGGAUUCCCUCCUUAGUGGAGAAAUUCAUGAUUGUUUUAGAAUUUUUAGAGA